This is a messenger RNA of Amphibalanus amphitrite, 3156 nucleotides long. Its product is annotated as prion-like-(Q/N-rich) domain-bearing protein 25. Gene Ontology annotation, cellular component: extracellular region. The coding region runs from base 223 to 2769 and encodes 848 amino acids. The transcript is spliced from 2 exons. The record is from RefSeq and is a predicted model, not a curated record. Gene Ontology annotation, biological process: multicellular organism development; negative regulation of Wnt signaling pathway. Lineage: Eukaryota; Metazoa; Arthropoda; Thecostraca; Balanomorpha; Balanidae.
GAUCACAGACAGCUUCUACGCAAGUCCUCGUCCUUCUAGCACGAUGGAUAAGGGAAGGUAGGGAAUCUGGAUAGAUAAUAAGUGAAGCAGCCGGAUAGAUAUAACAGAAAUUGAAGAAAGAAGGGCGGUGAGAGACACCUCGCAGUCAAGACGCCUCCUGUGAGAGGAGAGCCGUGAGAGCCCUCGAGGCGGUCAAUCUUGGUUCACCAUCUCGACCUCAGGAUGAGGCUGAAGGCAGCUCUGACCACAUGUCUCCUCCUGGCUUCUGCCUUGGUCUCAACAUCCCACGCAGCAGAUUUAGAAAGCAGCAAGGCGUCUCCGGAAAGCAAGCGUGAAGAGAGAGUGUUCUUUGGACAAGUCGCCGAUUUGGUGGGUCUCAAGGACCCCCCUGUGACGGUCACCCAUCAGGUACAGGUACCUUCAGCACCCAAGGUCGUGUAUGUACAGAAAGUCCAAAAGGCCAAGAAAGUCCCCAAGGUGGUGCAGUCCGUGCAGCGUGUUCAAAAAGUUCAACCAGUUAAGCAAGUGCAAGUGCAGCCGCAAGUGCAAGUUCAACCAGUUCAGGCAGUGGUGCAACCGUCCUAUCAGCAAGUACAACCAGUUCAGGCCGUGGUACAACCGACUUAUCAGCAAGUACAACCAGUUCAAGCAGUGGUACAACCGACCUAUCAGCAAGUACAACCAGUUCAGGCAGUUCAAGCAGUACCAGCUUAUCAACAACCGACCUAUCAGGUACAACAACAGCCAACAUAUCAUGAGAAAAUAGUACAGCCAGUCUACCAACAACAACCGACAUACAACGACCCACCGGCAACAUAUCCAGCAAAACCAGCGCCGCAACCAUAUCCAGAACCACCCCAGCCAACGUACCCGCCUCCGCAGCCAACGUACCCACCACCCCAGCCAACGUACCCGCCACCGCAGCCAACCUAUCCACCACCGCAGCCAAAAUACCCAUCGCAGCCAACGUACCCAGUACCGCCUGUGGUUCAGCCUGGAGAGUGUCAGACGCCGUACGUUCAGGGUGGCUGUCCGUACGAUCAAGUGUGCACCGCAGACUACCGGUGCGUGCCACUGAAGCCGACCGGAUCCCGGUGCAGCAGCGAGUUCGAAUGUCUCUCGGGCAAGUGCCGGGAAAGCCGCUGCGUGCACGACGAGUGUCUUGGGGAAGGCUUCAACUCGGGCUGCCCGGCCGGCCAGGAGUGCGUCCAGACGAGGUCUGGACGUGUCUGUCGGCCUAGAGAUGACUCAUGCAGACCGAAGAUGUCGCCUGGAGGCUGCCCAAGCGGAAGCUACUGCGGCCAGGAGGGCCGCUGUACUGCCCUGCUGGACGUGGAUGCGCCCUGUUGGAGUGGCGUCCAAUGUCUGCACCACGUGUGCCGCGGACACGUCUGUAAACUGGACGCGUGCCCGCAGCUGGACUCGGACCAGGAUUGCCCGGAGGGCCAGUUCUGCUCGUCCAGCCAGCGCGGCAACAUCUGUAUCGACCGUCGCCCUGACGGUGAGGCCUGCUCCAGCGACGCACAGUGCCAGUCGUACCGCUGCGACGGACGUCGAUGCAGUCGAGACACCUGCAAGACCCUACUCUCAAGAGACGGCUGUCCCGACGGCCACAUCUGCCAGCAGGGCCAGCACGGAAACCUCUGCGUCCCCCUACUGGCCCGCGGCGCCUCCUGCAGCUCAGACCGCUCCUGUCUCUCCGACUCCUGCCGCGCGGGACGCUGCUACGAAGACCUCUGCCCCACACCCCUCGACUCCCUCGGCUGCGGGAAAUCUCAAAUCUGCGUCCACACGCUCAUCGGCAACGAGUGCAUGACGAGGCUACCUCUGGGCGCUCAAUGCACCUCAAACCUCCAGUGUCUCACCAACAUCUGUCUCGACAACCACUGCCGCCGACCGCUUGCCCAGAACGGGGACAGGUGCCGAGCGGAUAACGACUGCCUCAGUAGGAACUGCCGCAGGGGUACCUGUCGUCGACCACCCGCACAGGACGGCGACAGAUGUCGUUCCAAUAACAAUUGUUUGAGCGGAAACUGCUUUAAGGGAACGUGCAGUCCGCCAGGAACCGGGGGCGGUGGCAGCAGGUGCCAGUCCAACGAAGAUUGCCUGUUAGGCUUCGUCUGCUCCCAGGGCAUCUGUAGUCAACUGGGCGGUGAUGGUGACUUUUGUCGGGGUAACAGAGAAUGUCAGUUGGGCUUAGUCUGCCUCGAUGGCAUCUGUGGUCCACCCCGCACAGCAGACAGUGAUGGCAGAUUUUGCCAGUUUAACAACGAUUGCCUGAUGGGCUUAGUCUGCAUCAGUGGCAUCUGUAGUGAAACGGGCGGUGAAGGCGCCAUUUGCCAGCUAAACAGCGAUUGUCUAUUGGGCUUCAGCUGCCUCGACGGCCUCUGCGUAGGGGACGGUGAUGGAGGAGGCGACGGCGGUGACGGAGGAACGGUAGACGUUGACACGUUGCUCGGCAUCGGCGAACAAUGCUUCGCGGCCAUCGAGUGUUUCUCGGGACGCUGUGCUGGUGGACAGUGCGCGGAACCUCUUCUCGGCAUCGGCGACGACUGCUCCACGGCAGAAUCUACGCCCUCAAAUGCUCUGUGCCGUAGCAAUGUAUGUGAUGCCACUUCCAUGCUGUGUGUGCGAGGAAGUUUGACUGAGGGCGAUAUAUGUACAGAUGUGCAGCAAUGCGGAGGCACAUGUGAUUUGUCGGAAGGAUUUUGUAAAGGUGGUCCGCCUGCUACGGUAGAGGCAGCUGCGGCUGCCGCCUCUACGGAAUAGGUGAAUGACAGGGCUGAGAGAAAGACGGAUACACAUCACCGCGAGGUUGACAUUGUUGUAACUUUGUGUGGAGAACCAGUAGCUCCAUCGGCUUCCGUUUCUUGGAAAAGAUCUGACAAAACUCUGGCAAUACUCUGUUUCAUGGCAGAUGUUUGACAAAACUGCACGUUCUAUGGAAAACGGUAUCUGUGUGGAUGAUAUUGUUGUAACUGUUUAGAUGAGAUUGUUGUAGCCUGUGUGUUGAGAUGGUGUUUUUGGCGAGAAAAGUGUCUGACAAGAGUACAAGAACGGCGGGACAGGAGGUGUCAGAAGUGGGAAGUGGAGAGAAUGGGACAUGGAAAGAUGAAAUAAUUGAAGAAAAUUGGAAAUAAAAGAUGAAGGAAUUAA